Messenger RNA from Entamoeba histolytica HM-1:IMSS, 762 nucleotides. Its product is annotated as V-type ATPase, D subunit, putative. Lineage: Eukaryota; Evosea; Mastigamoebida; Endamoebidae. Gene Ontology annotation, cellular component: proton-transporting V-type ATPase complex; vacuolar membrane. The transcript is spliced from 2 exons. The coding region runs from base 1 to 762 and encodes 253 amino acids. The record is from RefSeq and is a predicted model, not a curated record. Gene Ontology annotation, molecular function: proton-transporting ATPase activity, rotational mechanism.
AUGUCUGAUAAACGAUACACUGUUUUUCCUACUCGUAUGCAAUUAACAACUUACAAAGGAAAAUUGGUUGGUGCACAAAGAGGUCAUGACUUAUUAAAAAGAAAAACAGAUGCAUUGAACCAAAAAUUUAAGUCAAUUCUCAAGAAAAUUAUUGAAGAAAAAAUGUCAAUGAAAGAUUAUAUGAAAGCAUCAUCAUUCUCACUUGUAUCAGCCAAAUAUACUGCAGGAGAGUUUUCUCAUGUGGUAGUACAAAAUGUUAAGAACUCAACAUAUAAAGUUAAGUUGACACAAGAAAAUAUUGCUGGUGUUAGACUUCCUGUCUUUUCACAAUCUCAUCAAGAAAUCAGAUUACAAGAUUUGACAGGUUUAUCAAAAGGAGGACAAUCUGUUGCAAAUGCUCGUCAACAAUAUCUUAAAGCACUUGAUUCAUUAGUUAAAUUAGCCAGUCUCCAAACUGCUUUCUUAACAUUAGAUACUGUUAUUAAAAUUACUAAUAGAAGAGUUAAUGCAUUAGAACAUGUUGUUAUUCCAAUGACUCAAGCCACCGUAAAAUAUAUUGAGACUGAAUUAGAUGAAAGUGAAAGGGAAGAAUUCUUUAGACUAAAACUUAUUCAAAAUAAAAAGAAGAAAGCUAUUGCUAUUAAAGAAGCUGCUAAAGAAAAAGAACAAAAAGAACUUAAAGCUCAAGGUAAGGUAAGUAUUUCUAAACAAGAAAAACCAGUAGAUCUUGUUGGAGAAGAAGAUGAAGAUAUUAUUUUUUAA